Molecule: messenger RNA, 471 nt
Organism: Guyanagaster necrorhizus
Lineage: Eukaryota; Fungi; Basidiomycota; Agaricomycetes; Agaricales; Physalacriaceae
Exons: 5
Coding region: 1-471 (156 amino acids)
Source: RefSeq, a predicted model, not a curated record
AUGUCAGCUUACUAUGUAGCCGCUGGUUACGGGAAUGUCUGCACCCUCGAGACCCUCGAAAAACAACGAUCAUCUGGAUCAGCAUCAAACGAGCACCAAAUACCGGCGAAGACACCGUCUCGACAACGGCGUGGUGAACUAGCACAUGCAUUCCAAGCCGAACCCAGAUACUACCUAGGAAUGGCCGAGCUCGUCUCGGGUGUUUGCUUGUCUAUGUCCUUGGCUGCCGCCACCGAGCAUAUGGUAUCACUUAUCUUACCUUCAAAUCCCCCCAAAAAACACUGCGAUUACCGCAACCCAGCACGAUGUUCUCAAUUUUUAAUCCUAUCCGGAACGCUGGUCUUCGAUGAGGUCGUCGACACGCGUUGCGUGACCGCUGCCUAUGUCGGCCGAGGCGCCACUAAUGGGGGCUCUACCGAGAUAUGUGCAUGUUUGAUGUGUGGAUACAAACCUACUUUGUACUUGGAGUAA